AUGCCCGGACGACAAUCUCACGGACGCUCGCUGCUCGACCAGCCCAGGGGCAAGGGCAAGGGCAAGGGGAAAAAGCCACAGCAGCAGCAUCAGCACGGGGGCCGCAAGCCUGGCUCCCGCGCCACGGCGCUCGACGCCUUCGCCAUCGCGGCCAGGGAAGUGCCGACCAAGUCCGGGAUCCGGGGCACCAGGGCGCGCGACCUCGACUUUGAGCCCAACCAGCGCAAGCGGGGUCGGGAUGAGGAGGACGAAGACGAUGACGACGACGACGGGGAUGAUGACGACGAGGACGGGUCGGCGGAGCGGCGGAAGCGGGCAAAGAGGGGCGGCGAAGACGACGACGUCGAGUACGGCAGCGACAGCGAGGGUAACGAGUUCAUGAUGGGCGAGGUGGACGAGGACGACGAUUCCGAGAUUGACAGUGACGAGGCGUUUGGGGAGAGCGACGAGGAUAGGUUCGAUGGGUACACAUUCCGAGGCAGUAGCUCAAACAAGAAGCCUGCCAAGAGGAAGCCAAAGAGGGAUGAUGACAGUGAAGAUGGUGAGGAAGAAGAGGAAGAAGAGGAGGAUGACGAGGAUGCCGAGGAUGGGUCGUCACUUGGCGAGGAUGCAAUCGACUUGGCAGCGGCGUUGGACCAGAUGUCCGACGAUGACGAUGGUUCAGAGGGAGACACCGAGUCUGGGUCGGAAGAGGGCGAUGACGACGACUCUAGCUCCGACUCGUCCAUGUCUGACGAUGAUGAUCAGGACCCGUCGAAGCUGGAUGCGCUCCAGAGCCUCGCUACCGGCUUUGCAGGGAACGUCGACGACGAUGAGCCGGUCAACAGAACUAGCGGCAAGGCAAAAGUCAACCUCAGUGACUUGACCUCGACAGCCACCAAGGAACCAAGCAUGAAGAAGACGCUCAAACAGCUGCACAAAGACUCCAAGGCGGCAGACAAGCCCGGGAGCUCUCAAAAACUAGACGUGCCGUUGGCCAAACGACAGCAGGACCGCCUCUUGCGUAUCACCGCUGCUGAACAAGCCCACAAGACUCUCGACAGGUGGCAAGACACAGUGAAGAACAACCGCCGAGCCGAGCACCUUGUCUUCCCCCUUCCGGACACACAGCACGACGCCGGCCUCAGCAAGACAGAACUCGCCCCGCUCGACAAGAAGAGCGCUGGAAACGAACUGGAGCAGACCAUCCUUUCAAUCAUGGAGGAGAGCGGUCUUGGACCCAGCACAAGGGCGGAGCGCAAAGCCGACGGCGAUGGGGCACCGACUCAAUCCAUGACCCACGAAGAGCGGCAGGAGCUGCAGGCCCAGCGAAGGCGCGAACGAGAGCUCAAAUCCCGUGAGCAAGCCCGUGCAGCGCGGAUCAAGAAGAUCAAGAGCAAAGCGUAUCGCCGUGUACACCGCAAGGAAAAACAAAAGGCGCUUGAACUCGGCGAGGAGGGCGAAGGCGAGCCACUCGACUCGGAAGAGGAACGAGAGGCGCAGCACCGCGCGCGGGCAUUGGAGCGUGUCGGCGCGAAGCACCGUGACAGCAAGUGGGCGAGGUCAACCAAGAAGGCUGGCAUCGCUGGCUGGGACGAGAACGCGCGCACCGGCCUGAUAGAGAUGGCACGUCGUGAUCAGGAGCUCCGUAGGCGGGUCGAGGGCAGAGGCAAGUCUGGUGAUGGUGACAGCGAGGACGACGAGUCAGAAGGAGACAGCGGCUCCGACGAUGAAGACGGGCGCAGGAGGCUGCUCCUCGAGCUGGAGAAGGCAGAGGCUGCUCAAGACGAGCCGCAAUCCGAGUUGAUGAAGAUGAAGUUCAUGCAACGCGGCGAGGCUGUUCGUAAAGAGGCCAACGAUGCAUUAGUAGCUCAGCUUCGUCGAGAACUAAACUCGGAAGAUGAGCCCGACGAGGAUGACGAGGACGAGCCGACAGAGGUUGGACGCCGGGUCUAUGGUGGUGCCAACACCACUCAAACCAAACCGAAGAAGAGCGGUCUUGAAACAACAAAAAUUAGCGAUGAUCAACCACAAAAGUCGAAAGCUGCCUCCGCGAAAGCCGGCAACCCAUUCGUGUCGGCAUUCUCAGCUCCAUCAGCUCAGGCCGACGGGUCGGAGCCUGGGGCGGCUGGCAGCUGGUCACGCGCCGGUGCUGCCAAAAGAGCAGAAGGAAAAUCCGAUAAGCGAAGAAAAGCAGCAACUGGCGGGGCAGAAGACGCAGCUCUGGACAUUGACAACACCGUCAUGGCGAAACAGGUAGUCGUCAAGGCCAAGAAGCCCAAGACGGCUACUGGCACCACCGCCGCCACUGCUACCGACGCGGCCGACGGCUCGGAUUCCGAGGCCGAGGCCGAGCUGCACAUGCCCCUUGGGAUCCUGGACAAGGAGCUGGCGGACCGCGCCUUUGCCGGCGAGGAUCUCGUUGCAUCCUUUGAGCAAGAGAAGACGGCCGUCGAGGAGGAGGACGACGACAAGGUCAUCGACAACACCCUCCCCGGCUGGGGCAGCUGGGGCGGCGCGGGGGUCAGCAACCGCCAGAGGAAGAACCAGAAGAAGUUCUUGACAAAGGUUGAGGGCGUCAAGAAGAAGGACCGCAAGGACGCCAAGCUCGAGCGGGUGAUUAUCAGCGAGAAGCGCAUCAAAAAGAACGACAAGUACCUCGCAUCACAACUACCGCACGAGUAUGAGAACAAGGACCAGUACGAGCGCUCUCUGCGCCUGCCCGUCGGACCCGAGUGGACGACGAAGCAGACGUUCCAGAGCGCUACCAAGCCUAGGAUUCUGAUGAAGCAGGGCAUCAUUGCGCCCAUGGCCAAGCCCAUGUCGCGAUGA
Molecule: messenger RNA, 2811 nt
Organism: Pyricularia pennisetigena
Lineage: Eukaryota; Fungi; Ascomycota; Sordariomycetes; Magnaporthales; Pyriculariaceae
Exons: 2
Coding region: 1-2811 (936 amino acids)
Biological process (GO): rRNA processing
Cellular component (GO): nucleolus; small-subunit processome
Source: RefSeq, a predicted model, not a curated record